AAAAAGUCGGGAUUCAGCUACAGAACACGACAACGCAUCUGCAUCAGCCCAGGCCCAGAGAUCACAAGCAUCUGUAAGAGGCCGCACAGUAUCAUUGCACUCAGACAUACCCAUGGCCGACACCGAUAUGAGUGACGCGAUACGGCCUGAGCAUGUUGUGCCGAAAAUAGACUACACCAUCACUGAAUUGGAUGGCGUUACGUAUAAUACCCAGGAGCGCGUCUAUAAGGAUGUGCCUGCGCCGGCAACGACUAUCCCUACAGAUGAGGAAUUCUUUGAUGCCAACGCGCCAGAGGGUGUCAAGCGACCUGAUAUCGUCUUCCUCAAGGACCACUUGACGCGCGAAGGACGGCUCAGCGAAGAACAUGCGCUUUGGAUUCUCAAGGCCGGCACGGAGAUCUUGUCUCGUGAGCCUAACAUGCUUGAUGUUGACGCGCCCAUCACGGUGUGUGGCGAUGUGCAUGGUCAGUUCUACGACUUGAUGAAGCUGUUUGAGGUUGGUGGUAACCCAGCAGAGACACGUUACUUGUUUCUAGGUGACUACGUCGACCGCGGGUACUUCUCCAUCGAGUGCGUGCUAUACCUCUGGUCACUCAAGAUUUGGUAUCCCGAUACACUCUGGCUCUUGCGUGGUAACCAUGAGUGUCGCCAUUUAACAGACUACUUCACAUUCAAGCUGGAGUGCAAGCACAAGUACUCCGAAAAAGUCUACGAUGCCUGCAUGGACUCAUUCUGCGCGCUGCCCCUCGCAGCACUGAUGAAUAAGCAGUUUUUGUGCAUUCAUGGAGGCCUCUCGCCAGAGCUCAAUACUCUUGCUGAUUUUGCUUCUAUUGACCGAUUCAGAGAGCCGCCAACGCAUGGCAUCAUGUGUGACCUGCUAUGGAGUGAUCCACUCGAAGACUUUGGCAACGAACGCAACAAUGAGUUCUUUGUUCACAAUCACGUCCGUGGCUGCUCCUACUUCUUCAGCUACGCAGCAGCCUGUCAAUUCCUCGAACGCAACAACUUACUUUCGAUUAUCCGCGCGCAUGAAGCGCAAGAUCAAGGAUAUCGCAUGUAUCGUAAAACCCGCACGACGGGCUUUCCCUCUGUCAUGACCAUCUUUUCAGCACCCAAUUAUCUGGAUGUGUACAACAACAAAGCAGCUGUUCUCAAGUAUGAGAACAAUGUCAUGAAUAUUCGGCAAUUCAACUGUACGCCGCAUCCGUACUGGUUGCCAAACUUCAUGGAUGUCUUUACCUGGUCUCUCCCUUUUGUUGGGGAGAAGGUGACGGAUAUGUUGAUUUCAUUGUUGAGUAUUUGUUCAAAGGAGGAACUUGACGACGAAGUCGGUCCCCCAAGUGACACGCCCUUGACACCGCCAGCAGGUGCGGUAGAGACGGAAGCGGAGAUUCGACGUAAAGUUAUCAAGAACAAGAUUCUUGCCAUUGGUCGCAUCUCGCGCGUCUUUCAGGUACUGCGCGAGGAGAGCGAGAGUGUGUCUGAGCUCAAGACUGUUUCUGGCAGUACGAGACUACCGCCCGGUACGCUGAUGCUUGGACCUCAUGGCUUGAAGGAAGCCAUUACGACGUUUGAGGAUGCACGGCAGUUUGAUAUCCAGAAUGAGCGCUUGCCGCCAUCCAAGGAGGUCUGUGAACAGAUGGAGCACGAUGCACAUGAGCGCAAUCUAUCUGAAGCCAUGAACAAGCAGGAUCCACGGAUGGAGGCGAUUGCGAAGCGGUUGGCAUGAGGAUGGGAGAGCGCAUCUACUUAGCUGACUAGGGAGCCAGGUAGCUAAUGAGGGGAUCACGUAGCAAUGCGUCGCACAACACCACCAGGUCCAUAGUCCUAGUCCAACAACCGUGAGCAGG
This is a messenger RNA of Protomyces lactucae-debilis, 1850 nucleotides long. Its product is annotated as calcineurin. The coding region runs from base 113 to 1729 and encodes 538 amino acids. The transcript has 3 exons. Gene Ontology annotation, cellular component: calcineurin complex; cytoplasm. The record is from RefSeq and is a predicted model, not a curated record. Gene Ontology annotation, molecular function: calmodulin-dependent protein phosphatase activity; calmodulin binding. NCBI's taxonomy places the organism in Eukaryota, Fungi, Ascomycota, Taphrinomycetes, Taphrinales, Protomycetaceae. Gene Ontology annotation, biological process: calcineurin-mediated signaling; fungal-type cell wall organization.